Molecule: messenger RNA, 1497 nt
Organism: Rubroshorea leprosula
Lineage: Eukaryota; Viridiplantae; Streptophyta; Magnoliopsida; Malvales; Dipterocarpaceae
Source: the annotation of a GenBank genome assembly
CCAAAAAUGGUUCUUCCCAUGGCUCCUCCUCCUUCUCUGACUCCAUUAUUGUCAUCUUCAACAUCAACAAGUACCAGUAGCAGUGAGGCAGAGGAUAGCCCACCAGCAUCAGGUCGUUUUGAGCUUCAAGAUGUUAGUAAGUUUCACUUUCCCUGCAAAUCUUUAUCUGGGUUUCAAUCGUACCGAUCCCUGGCGGUGCUUUCCGGUCACUCGGGGUCGGUUUCCUGCUUGGCCUUAUGUGGGGAAUUCAUUUUGAGUGCAUCACAAGGGAAGGACAUUAUAGUGUGGCAGCAGCCUGAUUUGAGGAUGUUCACCAAGUUUGGACAGGGAGACGGCUCUGUGAAGGCCCUGGUGACUGUGGGAAACAGGGUCUUUACAGCACACCAAGAUAGCAGGAUUAGAGUAUGGAAGGUAUCGAGAAGGUCAGAGAAUGUGUUUAGGCUUGUUGACACACUACCCACUACAAAGGACUACUUGGGGAAGUUCAUGAUACAGAGCAAUUAUGUGCAAACCAGAAGGCAUCAUAAGAAAUUAUGGAUCGAACACGCGGAUAGUAUUUCUUGUUUGACAGUCUACAAUGGAUUGAUCUAUUCAGGUUCAUGGGAUAAGACCCUGAAAGUCUGGAGGAUAUCGGAUUUGAAGUGUUUGGAAUCAAUUAAGGCUCAUGAUGAUGCUAUCAAUGGUCUGAUGGCAAGCAGGGGAGUAGUCUAUUCAGCGUCUGCUGAUGGAAAGAUUAAGGCCUGGAGGAAAGAAGGGAAGACAAAUCAUUCAUUGAAGGGAAUUUUGGAGGGGCAUAAGGAUGUUUCUAUGAAUUCAGUGACUGUAUCUGAGGAUGGGAGGUGGGUGUAUGGAGGGGGUUCAGACGGGUUUGUGAUGGGGUGGGAGGGGAAUGGGAAUUUUGUGAGCUGGAAAUUGGUGUCUGAGACAAAAGCACAUCAGAUGGCUGUUCUGUCUAUGUGUCUGAUGGGGGAGUUUCUUUGCAGUGGCUCGGCCGAUAAGAGCAUUGGUAUAUGGAAGAGAGAGGCUCAUGGAAAACUCAGCAAAGUUGGGGUCAUAAGAGGCCAUGAAGGUCCAGUCAAGUGCUUGCAGGCAUCACCUAGCUAUGUUGGUGGGGGAUUCUUGCUCUACAGUGGAGGCCUUGAUAGAAGCUUGAGAGUUUGGUGGGUGCCCAAGAACUCUGGAAAAGCAGAUGACAUCUCCACAACACAAAGCUUAAAUCAGAAGUCCAUUGUGUUGACUUAGGAAGAUCUUGAAGAUUGAAACUUACUAAUGAAGGACUGCUUCCUUUUUUAAUUUCUUGCAGUGCCUUCGUUUGUGUGAACAUAAAGUCAGGUUUUCAGGUUUUGGUUUUCUUAGAUACUAUAGAGUUGUGUGAUCCAUUUUUUCUUUCCUUCCCCCCUUUUUUUCCACUGUUUCAUUGUGUUAUACAGUUUUUAGUUCCAUUAUUGUCAACUGUAACUAGAGGUUUGAGGGAUUCAAGAAAUGAAACAAUUCAUG